Messenger RNA from Plasmodium inui San Antonio 1, 903 nucleotides. RefSeq lists its product as hypothetical. Bases 1 to 903 code for a protein of 300 amino acids. The transcript has a single exon. The record is from RefSeq and is a predicted model, not a curated record. Lineage: Eukaryota; Apicomplexa; Aconoidasida; Haemosporida; Plasmodiidae.
AUGGAGAACAUGAGAAACUUUCAAAGGGGCGGGGACCAAAUCAGUUAUAACUACUUGGACAAUUUACAGAUAAACGAAAUGAGAAAUGCACAGAAUGAAAACAGCCCCGUGCACACAGCGGACGUAAACUUCUGCAAAGAACACAUUACCAGAUCGAGCAACACCCAAAUGGUGCGAGUCGAAAACAGAGGACAUAACAAACCGUAUAUAUACAAGAAGUUAAUCGUUUUUGAUUAUGAUGAUACGAUAUUGCCAACUAGCUGGAUAACUGCAAAGAUGAAGCUAGGCUUGAAUGACAACAUCCCAGCAUCCGUAAGACAAUUCUUUUUUAAGUUAAGUGAAGUUGUAAUUAAAACCUUGAGUCUAUGCUUGACACAAGGAAAAUUGGUUAUAGUAACCAAUGCAAGCUUAGAGUGGUUAAUUAACUCAGCGCGUAAGUUUAUCCCAUUAGUAUGGUCAUAUAUUAUUCUCAACAAUAUAAGAAUUAUAUCCGCAAGGGAUAGAUUAAUUAAUUCUUUAAUUGAUCCGAAGGAUUGGAAGAAAGUCAUAUUUCAUCAAAUCAUAAAUGAAAUUUUAGCCCCGUACCUGUGCAACAAAUCAGUUAUAUGUUUCAUUUACUCUGUGGGUGAUGGAAAUGAUGAGAGAAACGCUUGCUUCUUCAUUUCACAACUGAAUCAGUAUUCUUCUUGUAUUUUUAAGUCAUUGAAAUUUUUGUCCGAACCGUCAUGUCAGAAGUUGAUAGCUGAGCAUGAGCUCUUUUAUUAUUUUUUUAACAGCACAUGUAACCCGUCUGAGGCAAGAUGUACCUCUAUUAAGCCCCUGGCGUCUCCGCCCCCCGAGAGCAGCGGUGUUGUUUUGAGCACCUCGGUACCGAAGAGUUGCAAGUCGCUGCAAAAUGUGUGA